This is a messenger RNA of Oncorhynchus nerka (sockeye salmon), 7076 nucleotides long. RefSeq names its product guanine nucleotide-binding protein G(I)/G(S)/G(O) subunit gamma-12-like. Bases 27 to 233 code for a protein of 68 amino acids. Gene Ontology annotation, molecular function: G-protein beta-subunit binding. Gene Ontology annotation, cellular component: heterotrimeric G-protein complex. The record is from RefSeq and is a predicted model, not a curated record. The transcript has 2 exons. Gene Ontology annotation, biological process: G protein-coupled receptor signaling pathway. NCBI's taxonomy places the organism in Eukaryota, Metazoa, Chordata, Actinopteri, Salmoniformes, Salmonidae.
UGUGGAGACCAACAUAUCUUUCGAAGAUGCAGAGUUCCAGUAACACUGCCCGUGCCAGGAGGGCAGUCCAGCAGCUGAGAAUAGAAGCCAGCAUUGAGAGAAUUAAGGUGUCCAAGGCCUCAGCAGACCUGAUGCACUACUGUGGAGAACAGGGUAAAUACGACCCUCUACUCAUGGGUAUACCAGCCUCUGAAAACCCCUUCAAAGACAAGAAGCCAUGCACUAUAUUAUAGUAGCGGAACAGCUGAUUAUCUUCGCUUUUUUUAUUUGUAUUCUUUUAUAGGGAGAAAUAUACAACGUUAAUACCGGUACACUAUUUGCCUUAAGGCCAGCCCAGUCCCACUCCCCAUGUUUCCUUGUACUUUAGGUUGAUUUCAAAAUGUUACCUUAGGGCUCUGGUCAAAAGUAGUGCAAUAUAAAGGGAAUAGGGUGCCAUUUGGGACUCAUUCACUCUCUCUUUUAAACUAGUGCCAUUUUGGUAGAAUCAGAAUCAUUGGUCCUCUCUCUCCAUCAGAUACAACAAUUCAUUUGUGACCCAGAAAAAAAGGGUUUAGUAUAGUUCAGUCAGUCAUAAAUAGAUAGUUCAUUAUGAGGCUCCUCUCAACAGAGACUGGUGUUCUUUCAGAUUGUUACCAUAUGUUAUGCAGACUAAAGACCAGCUGGGUUUGAAAUGGGGGUUCCCAACUUUGUCAUGUUAACACUAAAACAGUUCCUUUUAAAAUGUACAUCAACUUACUGACAGCAAAUGUAUUUUACAGUACAGCCACUGUAAUCCAUUUCACUGUAAUCCAUUUUACAGUACCACAAAUGUUACUGUAAUCCAAUUUACAGUACAUUACUGGAAUUACCCAUGCAGUAGCAUAUUAUCCAGUGUUCUUUGCAAGUUUUAAUUUUUAGAUUUACAUUUUGGUCAUUUAGCGGGCACUCUUGACCUUAGCAGCUUACAGUCAGUGCAUUCAACCAAGGUUGAUAAAAAAAAAACACAUGUCAUAGCAAGUAAAACGUUUCUUUAACCGUAGAUUCCAUUUUAUGUCUCUGUGUCCAGUAUGAAGGACGUUUAAAGGUAGUUUUGCGAGUCAAUGCUAACUAGCAUCAGCACAAUGACUGGAAAUCUAGGGGUAAACUGACAGUGACUACAGAUCAAAGGACAGGGCUAGCUACUCAACCAUUAAUGGUUUUGAGACUUGCUGCCACUCUGAUCUACCCCUAUAUACAUUUAAUUGUUAGGGAACCACUACCACCUAUCACUUAAAUUGGUAAAGCACUCUCACCAAUGGGUGCAACAAAUAUGGCCGCUUACAAGACACUCCUCAAAAUAUAUUAAUGAGUGAGAAACAACAAUACCAUAAACCAGUUAGGGUUCAAAAGGUUUUUGGCUCUCCAAAAAUACGGUAUUGGUAAUGUAUUAUAAAUUACUGGUAGCAAUUGGCCAGUCAGGUUUGUAGAAUUCCUAAAAUACAGUAUAUUACCGUAUUCUGUAGGGGUACAGCAUUCUCACUCAUUGGUGAAACAAAUAUAGCCUCUUACAAUUUACGUUAUUUUACUGUGCACUCUACAAUGUUUUACUGUUGAAAUGACAGAAAAGUCUUAGUGUGCUGUAAAACAAAUGCAUGGUAUUUUACUGUGCCUUCUAUGAUAAUCUACUAUAUUCAGUUUAUACAGUAUCAUACUGUUGAUUAAUACAGUAAGUACAGAUACAAUUUCAAAAACAUCUAACAGUGCACAUCAGCUAGAGCAUAAAUCAUGUCAAUGGCCCUAAAGCAUUGCAGUUGCACCACACUAGUUUAAACCUUUAAGCUCCUGAUUGCGUCAGUCAGUCCCCACACAGUAGCCUCUUUGGAAAACAAUCAGUCUAGUUUGAAUGCUACUGAUAAGCUUGUAAUAACCCUGUUAUGUAAAUCAGCCAGUCCCAUGACACAGGAGUACACUAACCAGUGCUGAUGGGCUGGUAAACCACUGUAUGUCUAUGUUCCAAAUGGCAUCCUAUUCCCUACAUAGUGAACUACUUUUGACCAGAGCCCUAUGGGCCCUUGUUAAAAGUAGUGCACUAAAUGGAAAAGGCGGCCAUUUGGGACUGGCCUGUGAAUGUCCCAUCAAAACAAGAGAGGGCAGGCUGGCCAAAAGGUCAUGGCCUCUGUGACAAAUUAACACACUCUCAAAGGGUGCCUGUCAUUCUGUAAGGGAAAGCAUCUAGCUUGCAUCCACAGGGCCUGAAGAAGGUUAAAGGAUGACCACUUCACAAUGUCUAGCAAGCAUUGUUUUUUCUGCAAAGACAAUGUCAGAGAUCAUUUUCUUUUCAGGCGUGGGUAGAGGGUGGGGGGUAUCAAUUCAGACUAUCCCACUUCUAUGUAUUUGUUAUGAAACUCAGACUAACCUUUGCCUUAGAAACCAACCUUUGUGACUUUGCAUAGUUGUCUCACUUGUAUGUGGUACAGUAGAUAGAUAAUGUAGUAACAAUAUGAAGUAUUGCAGACCACGGUACACUAAUAUUAUGUAACCCUUUAAAUGAGUGUAAUAUGCCUUACGUUGAUGUAAAAGAUGUUGGUCCAUAAUGUUAUCUCUACAUAGCUGAAGCAGAGGAGGUAAGAUCCGUCUGUGCCAUCACAAUGACAUCUAUCCAAUGUACCAGCAUCAGAGGAAACAUACUGUACUAGCCUGAGUGCCAGUCUGUAUGUGCUAUCAUGCAAACUCCUUGUGACUCAUUUUCUUGGCAAACAAUUGUGAAAACUAGGGAAUAAGCAAGAGCACAAACCAAUCUGGUACCAGGCUAGAAAUGUGCAGGUUUUCUGAUUGUAUUUUAUUUCCAGUACUUUUAGUGUUUCAUUCUGAUAAUGUUGAAUUGAUAAAUGUACGACUUCUAUCCCGAAAGGGAUUCCGUGAACUUUGUGUAGACUGUUAUUAUGAUUUCUUCUUGAGUUUUAACAUUCCAUGUUUACAAUAACAAUACAAUAAUCAUUUCUUAUUUCAUGCUCUCACAAUGGUCAUGAUGGUCACAAUGGUUGAAUAAUUGUUAUUGUGUGUGUGGGAGUAUGCAUUUGUGUAAGUGUACCUGUGUGACUUUGCACGCGACUGGCAAAAGCAACUCAGUAACCAUUGUCAUGUUCAGUAGGGCACACUGUAGCUAAAACUAUAGUUUCUUAUUAGACAAGUUCAGGUAGUACCUCCCCAGUUCACUUCACUUUGCACCCAAUGAACACGACCCAGCUUAACCAUCCAGGGCCUUAAUAUUGAAGUAGUCUUGCUUCGGCAUGUCACCACUACCUUUCAGCCACACUCCUCAAACAACACUAGGAUAAUACUGUGAACAACGGAAUCACUACAUUCCCAGUGGAUGCAGGGAGCACAUCUACGCUGUCAUUUGUUUUGUUAGCUAUUCAAAUAAUAGAGACUGACUGCUAUUUGGAUGGUCAACUGACCGCCACGGAGACAGGCUGCAGCACCAAUUAAAAUGUUCCCACACCACAUGGUAUGCUAUUUGUCUCCCUAUUCUGGGCAAUCUCGGCAACCCAGAACCAAAGAUCUCACAUUCUACUAUUUAUGUUACGCUCACUCCACAAGAUAUUAUAUUCUGUGGCUUUGAAGGCUCGCUUGAAGUUGCGUGUUGCUGUAUGAUGUGUUUCUACACUUGCUUCUUCUCACUGUCACAAUGUCACUGCAACGACAUGCUGAACUUCAGUCGAAUCUAGACUAUAUGUGUGUUAACACUUUUUUUUUCUUUCCUUUGACGAUAAAUUGAUGAUAAUACAGUAGGGGAGAGCGAGGUAUGUUGUCACACUUUUCACGAUGUCUAACAUCUACUGGGCACAAUGGAUCACAAUGGUAACAAUGGCAUACAAAUGAAAGAAGGAAGUCUUGGGCACAUAUGUUGCAUUCAUUCCAUCUUCAUAUCUUACAUAUCUUAACAGUUUUGCAACAGCCUAGCCGACGUACAUCCGUAUCUGACUAAUCAGACUCAUCUUCAGAGUCACAGUUCUGGCACACAUAAAUUGCCUGGCCUGUUGUGCAAGCAUCAUGGGCCCAUUUGUUGCAUCUCACACACUUCACCCAAGUCUCCUUUGGAAGGCUGUUUGAAAAUGUCUCCACACAGACGAGGCAGAAUCACUCCUCUUCAUCUGAUGACUCUUCUAUGAUUUUUUUCUUUUUUUUAGCUGCCUUUUUCUUUGCAGAUCCAGAGUUGGACUCCUCCCCCUUGCUUCCCUUUCUUCGGAAACAGCCUUUUGCUAGAUUGUGCCUUAUUCUUUUCCAUUUCUAGUACCUGCUUUACUGGUGUCAUUUAGAAUUACUGUUUUGUGCUGUUUUCUUCCUUUGCAAGCUGAUUUUCGGGGGCCAGCUUUUGCAUAUGGCCGGAUAUCCUCUGGAGAUGGUAGUCCGCUGUCAGCAAUGGCAUUGCUGGGCAAGGGUGAGCUGGUGCUAGCAUAAGAACUGGGCGUGUCUGAGCUCGUGCUAUGCAGGGCUAGAAUAGUGCUGGGGCCUGACAGGGCUGGAAUGUUGCUGGGGCCUGACAGGGCUGGAAUGUUGCUGGAGCCUGGCAGGGCUGGAAUGUUGCUGGGGCCUGGCAGGGUGGGAAUGUUGCUGGGGCCUGGCAGGGCUGGAAUGUUGCUGGGGCCUGGCAGGGCUGGAAUGUUGCUGGGGCCUGGCAGGGCUGGAAUGUUGCUGGGGCCUGGCAGGGCUGGAUGUUGCUGGGGCCUGGCAGGGCUGGAUGUUGCUGGGGCCUGGUAGGGUUGGGUUCUGAAUGGGGCCAUCUUUAACGUAGGAUGGUGCAAACUCGGUUUCCAUAAAUACAUCCCUGUUGUAAGGUUGUACCCCGGCCACCCUAAAGCCAGCCUGAAUGUUCAAGGGGGUUGCAGCCAGAGGAUAGACGAUUGCCACAAUCCCAGGAAUGUCAUAAAUGUAACAUUGUCUCCCCGGGAUUGUUCCUCAUCCGGCAUCACAAGCAGUGUUCAUGUGCCUCUUUAGCAGCAUGUAGACAGACCUAUCUAAGGGUUGAAGCCGAUGAGAGCAAUGGGUUGGGAUAAUUGAGUCCAUAAUUGAGUCCAUCAAUGGACAGAUGAGACUUGUGGUUUUGUCCAAAAGGAGUAAACAGGACUUCUCCUUUGAGAAUUUCGUAUGCUGGACAAAAUGUUUCAGGAAGUCAACAAAGUGCACAUCUUUCAUCUACCCAGAGAGAUUUGCCCCUCCUUUGCUGCCAGGUGGCCCGUUGAUCAGGAAAUUAUCGCGGAAGCUGACACAGGGGAAUAUAAAAUAUGGAGGUAUACUAUUCCUUGUGGCUGAGACAGCACAGGCCAGUGUGACGAGGGUUCUCCUUCGAGCGGAGGUCAGUGACCCUAAUUGUUUGAAUCAACUGCCCACCACUAUGCCAGGUUUAUGUACAGUGGUCACCCCAGUUUCAUCGACAUUCCAUAUGUCUCCUGGUCCAAACUGAUAUCCCUGUAGCACUUCUGCUACAUUGUCGAAGAAAGCAUUAACAUUUUCUCUGUUGAAGCUACUUGCCCUGUCAAGGCUAGUUGCCUCUGGCUUCCUCAAUGACACCGCUGGGUGCCGCUUUAAGAAGCCUGUAAGCCAUUCUAAGCUGGUCUUUUCUUUUUCUGCCCACAUUGGCACGAACUUCAGCUGGUGUGCCACAGCAAACAAAGUCUUCUGACCUCACUUGGCGACAGACCAAAAUAAAUGUCAGCUGACCUAGUAAUAUACUGAACAAGCUGCAUCUCCAAAUCAGGUGAAAAAAAACUGCCGUGGCUUUGAAUAGCCAACCACUGUUGUUGGCAUGGCUGUCUGACUUUCACCUUCUUCUCUGGUAACCUUUUGAAAAUACAGAGUCAGAUUACGGUAAUUUAUGUAAAAAAUCCUUCGCUGUACUCCUGAUUGAUUUGUUCUGAAACUUCACCUGCCUCACUGCCUUUAACAUUGUGUCAGGUGGUGUGCUGCCAUUCUGUCUUUUAUCAUUUCUAACCAUCUUUCUUUCCUUUCCUUCCUUCCUUUCUUCUUUUCUUCAAAAACACAUUUCCUCAUUGCAAUUAUAUACUCAUUACAGACUUAUUAUGCCCACCUCUCCGUCUACUAUCAUUGUUGCCACAUUACAAUUCAUAACACCACAACACUAAAUUAAUGACUGUGUGUGUGUGUGUGUGUGUGUGUGUGUGUGUGUGUGUGUGUGUGUGUGUGUGUGUGUGUGUGUAUGUGUGUGUGGAUAUACUGUCUCAUAUAGUAGGCAUGUAGUGUGUUAGUAGAUACAGGUGCGCACACACCACACACACACAAGCCAGAGCCUGUCUUUUGUAGUCCAGGGAUAUGUCUGCUGCUCUAAACUAUAUGUACAGUAUAUAUAAUAAUCAAUUUAUGGUAACAUUUAAUACUACUAUCAGAGCUGAUUACACAAUAUCACCAUUUUUUAAGCCUGUUUUAUGUGUCUAUGUGUACUGGGGCAAGUUGUCACAUGUAAAGACUUGCCCCAAAGUCAUUAAAACAACUUGCCCCAAACUGACGUGUGCUAAUGUUGGCUAAAUCUCAAGGUUAGCUCAACAUAGGACUGCAGCUAAAGUAUUAAAAGACAUGUUGAUGUCUCCUCUACUCAGUGCAAAAUUAUAAUUUUUAACAUUCAUACCUAACAAAGCUUUAUUGCAUAAAAUGUAAAGUGCCAAUUUUUUACUUUUGGGGAAAGGGGAAAAAUAAUAAACUUGUGCUCACCUCAGAUUAGAGUGACCUUGACCACAUGUGAACAGGAAGUUGACCAUAGAACAUGUAGUCACACAAAGUAGCGAUUAGAUUUUUUUUAGAUUUAGCGCCUCUAGUGUUGGAGGUAUGACCAGUUUGACAACUUACCUCGCUCUCCCCUAUAUGUUAUUUUGAUGUAGGUGUUCCAUUAGAUUUUUUGCCGACUCAAUUCAUGUUACAAAAGGAUUUUACAGUUUUAAAGCAAACUUUUUUUUUCUCUCUGUGACAAAUACCAAUACUGGAUUUGAUCUCUGGUACAUAUUGUCCAUGUGGACAUUUUUCCUGUGUCAUGUAAUUUUUGCAUUAUAUUCCCAAUUUUGACGCCUUAUAUUUGUAGAUGUUAAUAAAGGUCUUUAAACACAUGA